CAGCCCUCACGCGUCUCGCCGUGAGCUACAGGUUAGCUCGUCGGGAACGCCUCGUUUCUCGUUCGGCCCCAAUAAAAGAACGCUGGGAAAGCCUCGACCCGAUGGCCCGGCUGUCCGAGUCCACCACGAAGUCUACCGUUAGAGAGGUAGAUAUCACACUCAGGCAACCUUUACGGAGUUCCUGCUACGUCAGUGAUAAAAGCGAUGCGCCGCAGCGACCGAUUGAAACCUGCGACCCGGGUUCCCUUGGUCCCUGUUCAACAUGCACCGGCUGCCAACGUGCAGCAACCUGCCGAACCUCGCAAGGGCCUGACAAGGGUGCAAGGUCAGGCAAUUCACUACGAAAAGCCCGAGAAGAACGUCAGGUCGCCUAAAGCACGGAAGGCCGCAGCCGAGGCACCUGCCCCUAGCGGACUCCCAGGCACUACGCAACGCCCCCCGACCUCCAACAAAGCGGGAGCCGACGAAAUCAAAGCCUUCAUUCAGGAAAAGGCUGAAGAACGCAAGGAGCUGCGAAAAAAGCAAAUCGCUGUCGCUACAGCUCAAGCGAAAGAGGUCGCGGCUCGUCUGCAGGCCUUGAACGAGUUUCGCCGAAUGCAGCGUCGGACGGGUGGUGUUGACUCGGGCAGAUCGCGCUCUCGGAGCCAUAGCCCGAAGAAAGGAAGACAGCGGAGGAUCGAGUCGUCAGCGGCUCAGGACGGUGAUGGGAUCACGAGGACGGUCGAGAAGGAGGUUCCUCCCCAUCCACCGACUCUCCGAACGCCACCCACCCCGAUUGGGAACCAAAGCAUCUUCGCUCUGGCUUGUGAGGGAGAGGAAGCAUACCGCGUAUCGGCUGAGGACGUUCGUCCGGUGGAUUUAGAUGCGGUCAUUGCAUCCGCGCGAUCCCUCCAAGGCCGCCUCUCGAAAGAUGCCGCUCCCUCUACGGAAGACGAACUUACAUCGUCGGAUACGUCUUUUGAGGCAGACGUGUUACAGCUUUCGGACGCACUGCCUGUAACUACGCCAGUGGUCCCUCAAACACGAUUGCCGGUCCUUAUCCAUCUAAAGGACCCGCAGCACAUACCGGACUCCCUGAGUACCGUCAACAUUUACACCCGGACCGCAGCUCAGACGGACGGCGACGUGAAGAAAAGUUGGUCGAAUGCCGUAUGUCAGACCGACCUACCGGUGACGAUCGAAGCCGAAACUUCACCGUUGUCAAUCAUCGAAUGGUCAAACGCGGUUUGCCAGACGGACAUACCACAAACGAUGGAAGUCAGCACCUCACCAUUGGCGAUUGCCGAAUACCCUUACUCACCUCCACCGGUGCCGCAAGGUGCGGUGGGCUACAGGGAUACUUGCGAUGAGCCAGAGCAAGAGCCUCCGCACGCUUGCAGCCCCUUCCCCGAUUGGGGCGGGCGCCUGUCCCCGCAGGCUUUAGCGAGAAAGUUGACUGCAGAGCUGAACGCCCUGGAGGCUGUGCAGCUGGCAGAGCUCCAUGUCGUAGAGCUAAACAGAAUCCGAAUGUCCGCUCGGGAACCGGCAGUUCUACCGCAAGCGCCGGAACAGGAGUCUCCCUACAUUGCCUCGGCAAGCGGCCUGGCUUCGGUCUCUGCUCUUUUCGUUUCGGCACCAUCCGCCGCAGACGCGCCUUCGAUUGUCCCUUCGGUCGUUCCUUCGGCCGUCUCUUUGGCCGUCCCUUCGGUCGUCCCCUCGGCCGACCCUCCGUUCGUCCCUCCGGUCGCUCCUCUGGUCGCUCCUUCGAUCGUUCCUCCGAUCGUUCCUUCGGCCGUCUCUUCGGCCGUCCCUUUGGUUGUCCCCUCGGCCGUGCCUUCGGUCGUCCCUUCGGUCGUCCCCUCGGCCGACCCUCCGUUCGUCCCUCCGGUCGCUCCUUUGGUCACUCCUUCGGUCGCUCCUUCGGUCGCUCCUUCGGUCGCUCCUCCGGUCGUGCCUGCGGUCGUGCCUUCGGCCGUUCUUUCAACCGCUCCUUCGGAAGCUCCUUCGGUCGUUCCUUCGGUCGUUCCUUCGGUGGUGACGGUGGAACUGGAGGCUCCUGAUAACGUUCCUGUUCCCCGAGCAGAUCUGGCGGCCAUGCCUUUAGUUGCCAUCGAAAAAUGGCUAGAUGAGAUACGACAGGCUUUCGAAGAAGAACUCGUACACCUCUGCGGCGAAGAGGCAACUCUCGAGAAAACACUCCGAGAGAAACUCCUGGACCUCAGAGGUCGCCUUUCUCGUCGUGCCUUUGAACGGAUUGAACGCAACGAGGUGACACUUUAUGAGGAGAGAAAAGCGCUCCUUCAAAAGAUGAAAAGGGCAGUUCAUUCCGAGUAUUUUGAAGACAUAGCUGCGGCCAAAGAAGCGUUGGCGCAGAGAAGAUCAGCUGCUUCUCGGGUUGAGGCGACAUCGGUGUACAAUGAAGCAUUAGCCGCGCCUAACAACGAGAUAAUCGCUGUGGGAGAGGUCGCAUGUACAUCGGUGUGCAAUGGGGAAUCCGCCGUGCCGUUGACCGAAUUUACAAUGGAAGACGUUGUAUCUCCAUCGGUGGGCGGUGACGCGUCUGCCGCGCCGUCUCAUGAAAGACUCGCAGAGGAGGACGUCUCAUCUACAUCAGUGUGCGAGGAGGAAUCCGCCGCUCCGUUCGACGAACAAAUGACAAUGGAAGACAUCGCAAGCGACAGCAUUGCUGGGCAGGAGGAUGCCCGGAACGUGGCAUUGGUAGAAACGCACCUCACAAGUACAUUGGCCGCGGCAGGCAACGAAGAUGCAGAGGCCAACACGGGUUUCAUGGAUAAAGUUCACGACAGGGAUGCGGCUUCAGAGGAAGCGCAACCUCUCGCUACUUUUGCUCCGUUAGUCGAAGCCGACAAUGAAGUUGGACUUGUCACUGAGCACCAUGAGGGGGACCACUCUCACCCGGGAACUCAGGGCAACCUGGACGCGCUUUACACACCCCACGACAAAGCGAAGGGAUCAUCGGAUCCCUUCAAAUCUACCAAUGACGAGGCAUCACACGAUGUCGCACCGGGUCAACCGAAAACCUUGACCCCCCUGUAUGUCCCGGAGCUUGGGGAUUGGGCAGAUGAGGAACCCGAUGACUUCGAAGAUGUUCCGAUUGAGGCGCCUAGCGCACCCGACUUACCCGAAGAGGCCACGCGGCAAAAGAGCGCGCGCGCGUUUAUUGGAAUUAUCUUUGCCAGUCUCUUGCAUGACGCAUUGGUCAACAUCUGCGUUGAGGAACGGAACAUUCCCAACCGGGAAGAAAUUUUAUCGUGGUACAACAACACGGUCAACGGACCGGAGGACGUCGACGUGUCAACCGCGCUGACACACCUGAUAUCAAACGAUCUUAUGAGGGACUCCGUGCGCCAGAUGUGCCAUUUAUAUCUGCGCUGCCGGCACGCGUCCGACGGACCAGACGUGGAAGUUCAAUACCAGGACAUGUCGUCCGUCGCCUCGGACUACACUCGAGCGGUUCUAGAGGCAUCCCUACCACAUCUGGACACGUUCACAUCAAUGGGAAGUCUCCCCAAAGUCAUGCCCUCGGAGACAUGCGAACAAUGGACGUCUAAGAUCAGUGAUGAUCGACGAACCAUCCUUUUGGACGCCAUCAACGAGGCCCUUCCCCUCGCAUACGACGACCUGCAGACCAGCUUAACCAGUCGGCGUGGGAGUGGCCCGGGAAGGCACCAACUCAUCACAGAGACUUGCCGGAAAGUGGCGCAAUGGGCGGAAUAUUCCGAAAGGUUUGGAGAGAACCUGGACGCGCUUCUUAUCACAAGUAUCAAAAACGCCGAUGGCGACUGGGAAGAAGAGCGGUGGCAGCUACAAGUGUGGGAGGAGCUGAUCGAUGACUUGUGGGACGACGUCAUCGCAGAUACCGCCCGGGCCACGAUUUGCAAGUUCCCCUGAGCCCUUGGCAUGGAUUCCCUCACAAUUUUGGAUAAAGUUUUGGACAGAAAUAGGA
Molecule: messenger RNA, 3946 nt
Organism: Fimicolochytrium jonesii
Lineage: Eukaryota; Fungi; Chytridiomycota; Chytridiomycetes; Spizellomycetales; Powellomycetaceae
Exons: 7
Coding region: 205-3891 (1228 amino acids)
Source: RefSeq, a predicted model, not a curated record